Molecule: messenger RNA, 878 nt
Organism: Eremomyces bilateralis CBS 781.70
Lineage: Eukaryota; Fungi; Ascomycota; Dothideomycetes; Eremomycetales; Eremomycetaceae
Exons: 2
Coding region: 94-522 (142 amino acids)
Biological process (GO): mitochondrial outer membrane translocase complex assembly; protein insertion into mitochondrial outer membrane
Cellular component (GO): mitochondrial outer membrane
Source: RefSeq, a predicted model, not a curated record
GAACCAUCCUCUUGCGCAGCUCGCAACUGGGCCUUCCCAUCUCAAGUCCAUGAUGUUAUAAAGCAUAUAUCUCCACCCCUAUCCUUCCACACAAUGACCGACCCAUCCCCCUCGCCCCCCUCCCGCGCCUCCACCACCACCUCCUCAUCCUACAUCCUCCCCACCCCCUCCGAGCUCCCGUCCCCCCACGAAUCCUACAGCCCCUCCCAGUUCCUGCAACGGCAGCCCUCCUCCGAGAACGACUUCGACUCCCUCCCGUCCGAGGCGACAACGGACGACGGAUCUGACACCGACGUCGGGGACGAGAGCGACGCCGAGCGAGAGUGGAGGGAGAGCUUGCAGCAGUUGGAGCUGCUGUUGACGAUGGUUGUGGUGCCGUAUGUGGGGAAGUAUUUUGGGAGGAAGUGUGCUUAUUGGGGUUGGGGGAAGUAUAUGGAGUGGAAAUACCCCGUGGAAGUGGUCAUCUCGUCGCCUCGGACAUUCAAGGCGGCCGGGCUUUUAGAAGCCGCAAGUCCGUUUUGAAAACAAGAAGAUUUGGGAUGAUACCCUUUUACCUAUUUCACCUGAAUUCCAUUGAGGUUGGCUUUAGGACUAGCUGAACCUGUGAAUGGAGUCACACCAAGCUACAUACACUGCCGGUCGCAAGGAAGUCAUUGGGAUCAUGGGCAGGCACUGACCGCGCCGGGAAAUGACCGAUCAUCUCCCUGGACGGAAUACGCCGCGUUUACGGCUCACUUUCGCACUACAGGCUACAUGUAGAUAGAUUCUAGCCUCAGUUAUAGAUUCAUUCAGGUCGAUGUAAUACAUCACGGUUGGCAGCUAAGAACCGCCACCAAGGCCUACGAUACAUAAAACCAAAUCGAUUUCAAUGGGGAAUU